AUGAAGAGACAUGAAGCUUGCCUUGAAGCAUAUUGUGGAGUUGGUGUCCCAGGCAAGAGAUAUUGAAAUAUUCACAAUUGAACUUCUGCUCUUUUAGGUGGGAUUUGGAUGCUUUUGUUUGUGCGCAGGGAGUGUCUUGAGCUGGGUAAUUACGGAUUGAGCGCUCCUUAGCUCAGCUUCUUUGGAUAUAUGGUCUUUUGGGGCCUAUUGAUGCUUUCAUACAUGGGGGUCAGAGGGUAUCUGGUUUGGUGUGUGUGUGUUGGACUCUUGCUUUUUGGUGGUGGCUAGGUAUUUCAAAACGUUUUUCAAAAUUGGAACCACAUAUGAACUGCAAAUUUUAUUUACGUUUUGGAAUCCUGAACAAGAUUAUUCCCUCUCUGCUGGGAUUUGUCGUCUAUCUACUAUCCAACCUAGAUUCUCCGUUCCAGUCUUCUUGCAGCAUUUCACCAAGCUCAUAUUUGGUUUAUAGGUUUGGAAAGUGACGUUUCUUGAAGCUGGGCCAAAUGAGUUCCUCUACUCAAUACAGAUUAAAUAUCUUCUGGAGCACUCUAUCCAUGUAAAGUUGCUUUUAUUCAUAAGGUAUUGAACUGUCUUCAGGGGCUACCUCAGUUAUUUGAAAGGGAGUACAUGAUACUACGAACAAAUGUCAUGGUGGCUAGCUGAUCAGGAUCACAUCAACGUGAGCUGCGCAUCUUGUUGUUUCUACUUUUCUUGUUUACAACUUUUUUAGUCUCCAAUCAUUUUGCUGUUCCGUUAGUUGAUAUCGUUGCUGGUUUUUAUUUUAUCAAUAACAUCAGGAGGAAGUAAUCAGCUAUUAGAAUAAACACAGAUAGAAAUGCGUGCAGUAUUGCAGUCAGGAGGGCGUUCUUCAGAACCGCUGAAUGGUUCUUCAACACAGCCAUUAAAAUCUGGUUCUGAUAGUGGACAGAAUAAUAGCACCUCUUUUCCUUCACAAACCAAAGGAAAGAAGAGAGGUGAGAAAGGCUGUGAUCAAUAUCGAGAGUCCAUUGAGCAUGAUGUCUCCUCAAAAGCUGGCAUUAGAGAUCCUGGUAAUUUUAAUGCUGAUAACGAAUUGAAAGAUGAGAUCACAAAGUUAGCUGAUAAAGGUAGACUCAUUAACAACGAUGCAGUUGAGAAACUGGUGCAACUUAUGCAGCUUGACAAAGGUGCUAGGGAAAUUGGUCUAACAGACAGGAUGUUGCUGGCAGAUGUGAUUGCAGCUACAGAUACAGAUGAUUGCCUCAGUGGAUUUGUCCAUCUAAGGGGCAUUCCCCUCCUAGAUGAUUGGCUCCAAGAAGCACAUAAAGGGAAGAAUGGUGAUGGUAGUAGUUCAAAGGAAGGUAGUAAAACAGUUGAUGAGCUUCUUUUGGCUAUACUCCAUGCACUUGAUAAAUUGCCUGUCGACCUCAAUGCUCUUCAAACUUGUAACAUUGGGAAAUCUGUGAAUCAUUUGCGUAGUCACAAGAAUUCAGAAAUUCAGAAGAUGGCAAGAAAUCUAGUUGAUGCAUGGAAAAAACGUGUUGAUGCAGAAAUGACAAAGCUCGGGAUGCCAAAACUUGAUGAUACAAAAUCCGCUGGAUCAAGCCAAGCUGUUUCGUGGUCUGGCAAACAAGGUUUCUCAGGAGUCUCGUAUGGGGGAAGCAGGCGCCCCACUUCCAGUGAGGUAGCUAUAGAAAAUGCUGUCCCUCAACCUUCAUUUAAAUCAUUGCCUGUUAAGAUUGGUGAUGGGGAUGCUGGCGUAAAAUCAAAUCCAUUACCUUCGGGGUCCCUGAAAUUUUCAUCAACCUUACCUGCAGCAGUGUCUGUUAGUACAACAGAUUCACAGACUGAGACAGGAGGCAGUACUUGCACUGCUGAAAUUCCACUUACAUUAAUGAAGGAGGAGACAAAUAGUUCCAAUCAAUCUCUGAGCAAGAGCCAAUCUUGUCCUAACAAUCAUGCAAAAGCUACAGGCUCUUCAUUCAACGAAGAUGCCAGAAGCUCUGCCACUUGUUUAGUGGCUACUACCAAGACCAAUGGCAGUUCACCCCGUCACCCAAAAUCAUCAAGUGGCUUUGUUGGAAGUUGUGCUUCUGGAAAACCUCUGGUAAAAUCUGGCUCUCUAAAUCUGAGUCCCACACCUAAUAAAGAAUCUCAUGAUGGUGUGACCGUUGAAAGAGCCAUUGGUCUGCCUAUUAUAGAACAAGUAAGUCACAAAGGGAUUGAUAAGCUCCCAAUUCCUGUGCUGAGUCCUGCACAGAGUGUUAGUGGAAGUUCUCCUGAGGAGCCUUCAGUCACUGGCAGUAGAGUAUCGUCUACGGGGACUUCUGAGAAACGUGGACACGUUGAUCAUGAGAUAAAAGUGAAGACUGAUGUUUUUCAGGCUAGUAUUGCGGCAGGUUUUGAUUCAGAAUCGUGGCCAAAUCAUGAGAUGAAAACCACGGUUGGAUCUGAUGCUAGUGGCAGAUCACCCAAAAAUCUUGGCCAAGCUCACAGAAUGAGUACGGAUGGAAUUGGAAAAUCAGUUGAUGGAUUGGGUUCCGUUUUGAAUGAAUCAAAACCUGGGAAGUCAUUUGAGGCUUCGUUUUGUUCCAUAAAUGCCUUGAUUGAAAGUUGUAUAAAGUAUUCCGAAACUGCUGUUUCCCUGUCCGUUGGUGAUGAUCUAGGUAUGAAUCUGCUUGCCAGUGUGGCCACUGGAGAAAUAUCCAAGUCUGACAUAGUUUUUCCCCCUCGUUCUCAUGGAGGAAACUCAGCUGCCACUAAUUUCCCAUGUACAGAAGAUGAGCUUAAAUUAAAAGGCCCAAGUGAGGAUAUUGUGACACAGGUUCCUGGAAAUCCUAAAGAUAAUGGAAAGGUUGAACUUGAUGAGGUGGAACCAAAUGGCACACAUCUUGAGACCAAUUCAUUAGGAGGAAUCACUGGUACUGUUCCCCCAGAGGAAAUUAAAUCAAAAGGUGCGAAUGGAGAAAAAUGCUCUUCUUUCUCUGCAGCUUCAUGUAACUUUGAAACCAGUGCCAAAUCCCAAAGCAAAUCAAAUGAUGUUGCAGCUGGUGUCCAUGCGGAACCUUUGUUGAGUUUGCCAGGAUCUGCUGAUGAGGAUGAAUCCGAGGAUCAUUCAACCAACGGGAUUCAUGAUAAAAGGAAGGCUAUUGGGUUACUCUCUGGUGGUGGUCCACUAGCAUGUAAAAAGGCAAGGCUCUCUUCAUCUGAUGAGAAAGAACAAGUUUGUAGUGUUAAUGAAAAAAUGACAGAAGGCAAUAUUCUACUUGGUGAAGGAUAUGAUGCUAAAUAUUUUGUUUCUGCCAAAAAAAAAGAUGACGAAGUAGUUGAAGAAACUCAUUCACAGUCUUUGGUACCCAUUGCUGACAAGCAGCAUCUACCACCUGCCAUGGGACUCUAUCCAGAGGAUCUUGGCCAUGCUGACGGUGCAAUGGAUGCAGCAACAUCUGCUGCUGUAUGUGCAGAAGUUGUUUUGAAGUCAAGGAAAGAGAAUCCUAGCACUUUCUUAGAGAACAGUCAGUUGGAGCUAAGGGAUCACGAAAAGACAGAUUACAAGGGCAUUUGUGGACCCACUUUUGUCCUCGCCAACAGUAAUAGCCCUUCAGAGAAUUCACAAAGGAAGGAGAUAGCUGAGCACGAUUCCAGUGUAACAGUCAAUCAUCCUACCGGAAGGGAACCAGAUCAUGAACGGCAUGGAAAGUCAACGGAGCAUUUGAGUGGGGCAGAAGCAAAGGAGACCAGUGAAGUUACAAGUUCCAAGGAGACUUCUUUUGGGCACAUCUCUCCUGCACCAGAUAAUUCUCGAAGGCUUGAUUUUGAUUUAAAUGAAGGAUUGUCUAGUGAUGAUAUUAACACGGCGCUGCCAGUAGCUCCUGCUGAACAAGAAGGUUCCUCUGGAGUACAUCUUCCUCACUCCCAUCCGCCUAGUGGUUCACCUGUCUCUGUCACAGUUGCUUCCCCGGCAAAAGGCCCCUUUGUUCCUCCCAACAUUCCUCUGAAGAGCACGGGGUUGCCGGGAUGGAAAGGUUCUGCUGCCACCAGUGCAUUCCGCCCCGCCGAGCCACGAAAAUUUCAGGAGAUGCAGCCAUCUCACACUGCAGCUGAUAAACAAAGCUGUUCCCCCAUUAAUCUAGACCUCAAUAUUGCCAACGCCAGUGUUCUUGAAGACAUCAAAUCCCAGAGUUCUGUUCCAAAGAUGGGCUUGGAAUGUGGUGUUGCCCGUAUGCAAAGCUAUGGUGGGCUUGACCUCGAUCUAAACAGGGCGGAUGAGAGUGGAGACAAUGAACAGGACCCAGUGGGCACAAUCAGGAGAUCGGAGGCAACCCUCUUGCCAUUGAGAUCAGCAGCUGAUUUGUUUCCUGGCAGGGAGGUGAGUAUGAUGAGAGACUUCGACCUGAACGACUGCCCAAGCCUUGAUGAAGGUGCAGAGCGUGUAUCUCAAGGCCAGCACACAAAGAGUGUUAUACCGUUCUUACCCUCCUUUGGGACGAGCAGCUCUGAACUAGGCAACCCGUCCUCAUGGUUUCCCCUCAGCAACUCCUACCCUGCUGUUGCCAUGCCUUCUUUUAUGCCAGAGCGAGGAGAUCAGUCUUACCCAGUUGUCACCAUUCCUGGGACUCAAAGGAUGAUGGACCGCACCAUCGGCGGCAGUGCCUUUGGCGGUGAUAUCUACAGAGCCCCGGUUCUUUCAGCUUCUCCUUCAAUACCCUACACCCCUGCUGCUGCGGCCUUCCCAUAUAGUGGUUUCCCUUUCACUCCAGUCUUCCCAUUGCCGUCAGCCUCCUUUUCUGCUGGUCCAGUGGCGUAUAUGCAUCCUGCAUCAGGAGAGGGGCCAUGCUUUCCUGCUGCUCUGCCACCAUCUGCCAGGCCCCAUCUUAUGAGCCUCCCUGAGUGUGGCGUGAGCGGCGGUCCUUUCGGCGGCCAGAGGUGGGGCUUCCAAGGUCUCGAUCUGAACGCCGGUCCCAGUAAUGGGGACAUGGAAGGUAAAGCUGAGAAGUCACCUCCGAUGCCGAGGCAGUUCUAUAUUCCUGGCUCACAGGCGUCUGCUGAGGAACAAGUGAGGAAUUACCAGAUUUCACUUGGGAAUUUGAAGAGGAAGGAUCCUGAUGGAGGUUGGGAUGCAGAGAGAUUGCCGUACAGGCAACCCUCUUGGCAAUGA
Spirodela intermedia is the source of this 5137-nucleotide messenger RNA. The record is from the annotation of a GenBank genome assembly. Lineage: Eukaryota; Viridiplantae; Streptophyta; Magnoliopsida; Alismatales; Araceae.